AUAUAUAUAUGUACGAAACAACUUUUUCGCAGACGCAUACAUUAGAAGACAGGAGUUAUUUCAGAUUUCAUUGCAAACCGUGAUGAUAGGUUACAUUGCACCUUAUGUGAAUCCGAAGAUUAAGAGUCAGAAAGCACAAAAUCCCACUUCUGCCAAUUCCUAAUCAAUAUGACGCUGAUGGUGUCGGUCACUGUCGGUUUGGUCGCUUUGUUUACUGCUGCGUCAAAUAUUCCGACGUUUUUAAUGGAACGCGUCUAUCUGGUGUAUAUUAUGAUGUCUGUCGCCAUUAUUCCAUUACUUCUAAUUGCAUUAGUGGGAAAAAUUCGAUUGAACGUUUACGCUGUUCCAAUACUACUUUGGAUUAUGGUUAUAUUAUGGUCUGUGAUCUUUGCUGCUGUGUUCUCACCAGUUGAUUGGAAAUGUGCUUUGAUAGUUUUAGCCAUGACAAUGAUGGUUACAGCUGGGGUGGUCUUGGUGGCUAUGAAAUUACCACCAUUGAGUGCAAAGGGGUUCAUCUUAUUUAUGUCGAUAUCAGCCGUCCUUGGGGUUUCAGCUGCUGUUUUAACCAUCUGUUAUCACUUGAUACCUGAACUAAAAAUGAGUUCGAUAUUCUGCAUACU
Trichobilharzia szidati is the source of this 620-nucleotide messenger RNA. NCBI's taxonomy places the organism in Eukaryota, Metazoa, Platyhelminthes, Trematoda, Strigeidida, Schistosomatidae. The record is from the annotation of a GenBank genome assembly.